Messenger RNA from Parnassius apollo (apollo), 621 nucleotides. The record is from the annotation of a GenBank genome assembly. NCBI's taxonomy places the organism in Eukaryota, Metazoa, Arthropoda, Insecta, Lepidoptera, Papilionidae.
AUGGACCCAGCAAUCGAGCCAACAAUCGAGCCAACAGUAGAACCAAAAAUCGAGCCAACAAUUGAAACUACAAUCGACUCAACAAUCGACCCAACAAUCGACCCAACAAUCAACCAAACGAUCGACCCAACGAUCGACCCAACAAUUGACGCAACAAUCGACCCCGCAAUCGACCCAACAAUCGACCCAACAAUCGACUCAACAAUCGAACCAAAAAUCGACCCAGAAAUUGAGCCAACAAUCGAGCCAACAAUCGAACCAACAAUUGAGCCAACAAUCAAAACUACAAUCGACUCAACAAUCGACCUAACAAUCGACCCAGUAAUCGACCCAACAAACGAUCCAACAAUCGACCCAACAACCGACCCAACAAUCGACCCAACAAUCGAUCCGACAAUCGAACCAACAAUCGACCCAACAAUCAACUCAAAAGCCAACCCAACAAUCAACCCAACAGUCAACCCAACAAUCAACCCUACAUUCAACCCAACAACCAACUCAAAAAUCGACCCAACAAUCGACCGAACAAUCGACCCAACAAUCGAUCGAACAAUCGACCUAACAAUCGACCCACCCAACAAUCGACCCAACGAUCGACCCAACGAUCGACCCAACAAUUGA